This is a messenger RNA of Closterium sp. Naga37s-1, 2175 nucleotides long. The record is from the annotation of a GenBank genome assembly. NCBI's taxonomy places the organism in Eukaryota, Viridiplantae, Streptophyta, Zygnematophyceae, Desmidiales, Closteriaceae.
AUGCCUGCAAGUGGCGCCGACAUUCACGGCGGAAUCCCCGGUGGGGUCUUUCCAGGAGGCGUUGGGGGGUUCUCUGGUGGGAGUGGUGUGCCAGAAGCGGCAUCUGCGGCGGCAAAUGCGGCGGCUCUUGGGGGGGCAGCGGUUGGUACAGUACCAGGCCAAGUGACUGGAGAAAAUGGCGGCGGCGGCGGCGGUGGUGGUAAAGGACAAGGGAUGCCGCCCGAUUUUAUAGAAGUGAGAGUAGUAGGUUCCAAGAAGCUGCAGGAGGCGGGCGGCUCCAUGAUUCCCGGAGGGGGGUCUUACAAACCCAUCGCGGCUACUUCAUCCCGACUGGCAGAGACCCAUCGGGGUUAUUUCAUCCCGGUGCGGCCGGAUAAGAACGUGGUGGUGAGCCAGUCAGGUGCUGCAGGAGGUGGUAAUGACUCAAAUAUUCGCUUCUGUUCUUCCCCCGCUUCGUUCUUCCUCCCCUUCCCCAGACUGGCAGAGACGCAUCGCGGGUAUUUCAUCCCGGUGCGGCUGGAUAAGAACGUGGUGGAGAGCCAACUGGCAGAGACCCAUCGCAGCUAUUUCAUCCCGGUGCGGCCGGAUAAGAACGUGGUGGAGAGUCAGGUGCUGCAGGGGGCGGAGAUGGCAACACACUCAUCAACCCCCCUUGUCAUGUUCUCUUUUCCUAUCCGUCUCUUCCUUGCGUUCCCUCCCCCAGACUCGCAGAAACCCACCGCGGGUAUUUCAUCCCGACUCGCAGAGACUCACCGCGGGUAUUUCAUCCCGGUGCGGCCGGAUAAGAACGUGGUGGAGAGUCAGGUGCUGCAAGGAGCAGAGUUUGUGAAGACGAGGCAGGUGGAGCUUGACAAGUACGUGCAGCGCCUCGCUCGCCACCCUGCAAUUCGCAGAAGCGCCGAUCUGAUUUCCUUCCUGACGUCAUCUGACAGAUUCCAGCCCGCUUCAUCGGUAGACCUCGCUUCCCGCGUGCUGGAAGGUGCCGUGAAGCUUCCCCAGCAGCUGUUUGGGGCGGCAGACUCCAUCACGCCGGCAGAAGCUGCCAAACCGGCGGGCGGCGGGAGGAACCUUCUCAGAAUGUUCAAGGAGUUUGGGCAGUCGGUGGCGAACGAUUGGACGGGCAAGCCGCCAGCUGUCAGUGGAUCCACGUCAGCAGCAGGGGGAGGAGGAGGAGGAGGAGGAGGAGGAGGAGGAGGAGGAGGAGGAGGAGGAGGAGGAACGUCCACGUCAGCAUUAGAAGCAGGAGCAGCAGCGGGGGCAACAGACGAAGAAUCCGGAAAAUCCGGCGGAAAACUACAAACGGCGCCGACCGCAGCGGAAGUCGAGGCGGACGAGGCGCGGUUUGGUUCGGCCCGAGCCAAGCUGGCAGACCUGGACAAGCACCUUGCCGAGGCUACAGCCGGGGCGGUGGGGAUGAUGCAGGCUCAGGACGGCUGUAGCCGCAUUGUGGGAUCCCUGGGCAUCACGUUCGGGUCCCUGGCUAAGCUGCAGGGGCAGCGCCUGGUGGAGGGGGGCGCGGGGGGCGCAGGGGGAGGCGCAGGGGGAGUGGGAGGGGGAGGCGGAGGCGGAGGGGGAAGCACAGCAGGAGGGGGGGCAGAAGGGGGAAUCGGGUCGGAGACAGGGGGAGGGAAUGGGGUUGGAGGGGGAGGGGAUAAGGGGGCGAGGCAGCAGGAGAGGGCGUUUGUAGCGGAGUGUCAGAACGUGGGCAAGGGCAUGGUGCGCAGUGCUCAGCUGUCACACAGCGUGGUGGAGAGGAACAAACGCACUCUGUCCAUCCUCCUCGAGUACCACAAGACAACGGCCGCCGCCCGGACGGCCCUCGCCGACCGGUCCCAGGCGCUGCUGACGUGGCAGACGCUGGAGAGCGAUCUGGGCGGCAAGAAGACAAAGCUGGACCGGUUAGGGUCGGUGGACGGAUCAGAUCCUGCCAAGCAGAAGAAGGCUCAGGAGCUUCAGAGAGAGAUUCAGGCGCUUGAGAAGGCUAAAGAGGCUGCUACUAACGAGUACAGAAAGAUCACUGAGCGCAACGCAUCGGAGCUGCAGCGAUUCGAAAGUGAGAGGAAGCAGGAGUUCCUGGCCAUGCUGGGCAAUUUCGUACAGGACCAGGUGCUGUGUGCACAGAAGAUGGCAGCCAUAUGGGCACCAGCAGGGGAGGAUCGGCCGUCUCAGUCCUGA